AUGCAUGGCGCAUCAAUAUGCAUGCCAAUGGCCAAACAUAACCUGAAACCGAGAGAUGUUCAGCCUCAUGAUCUCUUCUAUCUACAGCCUCUGCAAAAACUCUGUGGACAGAUCCGUGUUCCCAUCAGGAAGCCGACACCUAAUCAGCCACCGGAGGCGAAGGGGAUCGGUGGAAUCGCCGCCGAAGGACACCACGCUCCUCCGCGCUGCGGCCGCUCGCCGCCGAGACCUCCGGCCGCUACCGCUUCAAUGGGCGCUGGAUCCUGUAAAAAAAAGGUGAGCGAUGGAGGUGCUAGUGCGUCUGGCAGAAAUUCUUAUUCCUCACCCCACCCAUCUUCCACGGCCACAAUUCAGAAGGUAGGAAAGAAAAGCAUGUGA
This is a messenger RNA of Triticum turgidum subsp. durum (durum wheat), 378 nucleotides long. NCBI's taxonomy places the organism in Eukaryota, Viridiplantae, Streptophyta, Magnoliopsida, Poales, Poaceae. The record is from the annotation of a GenBank genome assembly.